This is a messenger RNA of Salmo salar (Atlantic salmon), 2308 nucleotides long. The record is from RefSeq and is a predicted model, not a curated record. NCBI's taxonomy places the organism in Eukaryota, Metazoa, Chordata, Actinopteri, Salmoniformes, Salmonidae.
GUCGAAAUGCCCUCAGUUUUCCACGUGGAUUAAACAUUGUCAUGUAGAUAUUGCGGGUUAAAAUCACGUGGUUCAAUUCGUUUUUGACCAGUUGGUAGUUGAAUCAGGAGUUGUUCAAGCCAAGUUACGCCGCUGCCUUUAUCUGUUGUUACGCCAUUGACAAAAAAAAAUGACUUCAUCCUUCAUUUUAUAGCCUACUGUUGCUAGCCAGGAGAUUUCCGUGAACAAAGCAGCCAAUCGUGUCGAUGUACAUACACUGUCUUAAUAGCACACGUGGCAACUCGAUGCUUGCUGUUCAAUUUGUCAGUGCAGUGAAAGACAAAUAUAUUAAUCCAUGGCAGAGCAACAAGCAAGAUAAAAUACAGUUUUAUUAUUAUUGAGCCGACUGGUUUCUAUUCCUACUAUCAGAUGGCGGUGGAAACUGUUCAUCAAGAGGACGUGCUAAAUGUGAUAUUGUGCCGAACCAGCGCAGGCGGGUGUCUUCGGGGUACUUACCGGAGAACAGAGCUACAGGUGUCAAUCAAGGUCCUCUCGUCUCGCACUGCAGGUGGAAGUGAGUGGACUGAGUGGAUGAGAGAUGUGGCUGUAGUCAGACAAGUCCAUUCAGAGCGGGUUUUGGUUCCUCUGGGUGUGUACAAGGCCUGGUGUCUGAUGGGCCUGCUGUAUGACUGGAUGCCAGAGGGCUCUCUACACUCUCUACUAUACCAGACCCAGCUGUAUCCAGGUCUACCCAUGAGUUUCAGGCUAGGCAUCCUAUUAGAUGUGGCAGAAGGGUUGUGCCACCUCCACUGCAUACCCCUCCCCCACCAGGCCCUGAAACCCACCAAUGUUCUCCUGGACCAGCAGUACCGGGCCAAGGUGAGUGACUGGGGCCUGCCCAGGGAGUGGAGGGUUGGCGCCUCUCUCUCUGCUGGAGGAGGGCCCUGCUUCAGGGACUUGGUGUACCUGUCUCCUGAGGCCCUGACUGGGACCACACCCUCUGUGGAGGCAGACAUGUACAGCUUUGGCGUGCUGCUGUGGGAGACAUUGAACAGAAGACAACCAUGUGAAGCAGAUUUGCUCCAGCUGCUUUCAGGUGAUGAUGGGAUUGGUUCAGGCCUGAAGGAUGAGCUGCUACCCAAGCAUGUACCCCACUGCCAUACCCUCUCUCAGCUGAUGACCAACUGCUGGAGCACUAACCCACACAGCCGUCCAACAGCAGAGGACUGUGCACUGGAACUGAGGAGUGCCAUAGCAACCUUUGAUCCCGAUGACAUGACAAGGGCUACCCUCAGGGUGAGGGAAAGCAAGGAGAGGGCACUACAUGACUCUAAAAUACAUCCUGUGAAGGACAUUCCCAUUGAGAUAAACAACCUAGAAGCCCGCGCUGGUUCCGGAGACGCUAAAUGUGUCGGCAACAAGACACUGCCCUUUCCACAGACUUCCUACCCUAGUAAAACACUCCCUAGUCCCACUACAGCCAUAUAUACAGGGGAAGCACCCCAGAGGAAGCACUGUCAGGACUGUGUGACUGGCUCUGCGGUGUCUUCCACCAGUCCCAGAUGUCCCAGCAGUGGACCGGGUCCUGAGCAUUCCAGAGGGACAGGAGGCGUCUCCCAGGGACAGAGACAGAGCCCACCACCCCCACUCUCCUCCAGUCCCUCCAAAGCCCUCAGACAGAGCCCUCUCAACCAGCCCACUGCCAGCUCCCAUGCAGCUGCACGGUGUGCGUCUCCGACUCCGAUGGCGGUGAGCUGUUGUCGUAUCCUGCGCGAGAGACGUGAAAGCAUCAUUCGAGGCAUGACGGAGGGACGACUCAACAACCUGCUGGAUGUGCUCAUCUCACGGCGAGCCCUUCCCCCGGAGGCCUGUGAGGUCAUCUCUGCCUCUCUGACACUGACCGCUCGCACACGCUCCCUACUGGACACCUGUGCCUGUCAGGGGGAACAUGCAGCUUCCCUGGUAGCUACCACCCUCGGUCUGAUGUCCAUUGCCACCAAUCAUUGCCCUCCACAGAUGUCUCACUGAAGGUGGAUGGAUGGUUAUUAGAAUGGGGGUUGUGUAGUGAAGGGCCCCUAACCAAAUGUAUCUGUUCACGGUUUAUCAUGUCAUACUGUAUCUCAGAGAGUGUCAAUUGAGACUGGAGCCUUGGAAUGAAGAGCUGAGGAACCCUAACCAAAUCUAUUCUAUACUCACUCAGGUCUAAUACAGACCACAGUCAGUCAGAGAACCUGAGAUUCCUAAUUUCUUCAUAACAACUGCAAUGACUCAUCUAUAUCCAUAGAGAUCCAUGUUGGGGGGGGACCUGUCCAUGCCAUUGAUAAGUCUU